UGCAUGGAAAGAGCUCAGAGAUUAUGGGGUUUGUCUGCACUGCCAACAACAGGAAUCGCUCACUGUUCGUAACUUGCCAAAAAGGAAGGGUUAUUCCUUUUUCUAUUUUUUGUAAAGUUGCAACUUUUGAAGCCAUCACAGAUUGGACUUUGUUGCAAAACAUUCUGUGGAUAACCCGUUUUUUUCCCCAUCUGCUUGUACGGGACAGGUAGAACAAAGUGUGGGGGGAAUUACAGCUGUGUGAGUUUGCUGAGUAAAGGAGCCAGAGGAUGCAGGUGCCAGCAAGGCUUUGCUUUACCUUCUUUGAAGUUUUUUUCCCAUGUCAAAGGUGACGGAUUAUGCCUGGCAUAGGAAGUUAGUUCUCCAAUGAACGACUUCAUGAGCUGAAUCUCAACAACUUCCUGGCAGAAUGUGAACAUUUGCCCAUGCUAUGCGCUUGUAUUAGUGUGUGAAAAAGUGAUGCAUGUGUGAAUUUGUUUGAGUGAAGUGCCAUGCUAUUCUUCAGCAGUGGGCCAGUGGAUGCUACCCCAAGGAGUAUAGCCAUUGACCAGCUGCAGCAGCAGGGAGAAACAGCGUAUCACAUCUCUGUAAUCCUGAAGGAAACACAGGGAGAUGUACCGGUGUCCAUGCUGGGAAUGGGCCAGAUCACCCGCACCCUGGUGGAGAGUUGCCAGCCAGGAGCAGAGGUAAUGAGUUUAAUGCCAAUGGAGAGCAGCCCCAGGCUGGGCAGGGCACAACAGGAGCUCAACAAGUGGCCAUCCCUGAGCCGUACAGGUAGACCUGGGAGGCCAAGAGAAGAGGUUGUUGUGGAGGAGAAUGAGGAGGAGUUGGAGGAGGUGGAGGGAAAAAUGAGGACCGACAGGUUUUCAAAACAACUCGCCAAGAACUUGGGGAACUCCUCACAUCAAGGAAGAGAUGUGGUAGCGAUAACUGCUCCGACAGGCACCCAUGAGCAACGCAAUCAGAGCUCAGCAUCACACUCUGUCACUGUUCAUGCCAGAGGGCUUGUGUUUGGAGAACAUGGCGCCAUCUCGGGACACAGCACUCUACCGCGGGCUGUGUUGCGAAGACCACAUCAAGAUGUUGCCUCACUCAGGAGGAGAACGGUGAGCAUGUAUGGCGACCCAGUCGAGCAGCAAAACGUUUCUCAACCUGAGCAAGAGAGACUGCUACGGAGGCCUAGAAGUGUUUGCAUCCUGGCAGGCCCAGGCCCAGUCCUGACGGCACCCCAGACCCUAAAACCCCUCAGGAGGGCCGGGGUAUUAGAAAACAACUCAUACAGGAGCAGGAAGGCUGAACUGAGGGCAGUUGAUGGGCUCAAUCCUGUUGUGGCUCAGCGGCCUUUGGUCUCUGCUGACGUGACCCCCAGGGUCCGUCAGAAGAGCUGGAAGCCCAGGCCUGUCAGCAUGACGGUGCUGGAGCUAAGAAAGAGGGGCUCUGACGAUGAGAUUGACAGCCAGAGGAGUAGCAGCCACACAGGGAGUGAUGGAAGCUUUCUCAAAGGGAGCUUCCGUUGGAGGUUAUUUGGUAAAUCACCACAAGAUAAGAGCAAAGAGAAGGACAGUGACAAAGAUAAUAAAUCUUCUUCCAAAUUCAGCAGAACUGAUUCUCCAAAGAGUACACUUAGCAGUUUGCGAAGGAGCCUCAGUCUGAGAAUCAGGAGGAAUCGGCCCCGGGACAAGGUUACUUUAGGGUCUGAGGGGGAAAAAAAGGAGGGCUCUCGGACUAAAAAUACUGUUGAGGAGACAACAAUGCCUCCACAGCCUUUCUCCUACCUCACAGGGAGAAUGCUUCCAAAUUCUCAUGAGCAAAUAGAGGAUGGGGGCAUGCAAUACAUUCAUUACCACAGGAGAGGGAAGGUCAAGGUAAUGGAGGUACCUCUCUGUCCAACAAAACUGUCCUCCAAACCAGUUCUGGAAGAACCAAGCAUAUGGCAGCUCAUAGCAAAUCGUUUUAGGAGGAAGGAACAGCAACACAUUGGCAAAUGUGAGCCCCAGCAGUCACAGAGCAAAAACACUAGCCAGUAUCCCUUGGCUGGUAAUAAUAAGUCACAGCUCAUCACCAUAGAGACUCUGGUAGACACUGACUCCCACAAAGGUCAAGACUCUUUCGUCAACAGUCAGGAAUGGACAUUGAGUCGGUCAGUGCCGGAGCUGAAAGUGGGCAUUGUGGGAAACCUGUCCAGCGGGAAGUCGGCCUUGGUGCAUCGGUACUUGACAGGCACAUAUGUGCAGGAGGAGUCUCCUGAAGGGGGACGGUUCAAGAAGGAAAUAGUCGUGGAUGGACAGAGCUACCUUCUCCUCAUCAGAGAUGAAGGCGGGCCUCCGGAAUUACAGUUUGCUGCCUGGGUGGAUGCAGUGGUUUUUGUCUUCAGCCUGGAGGAUGAGAUCAGCUUCCAGACGGUCUACAAUUACUUUCUGCGCCUCUCCAGCUACAGGAACACAGCUGAGGUCCCCAUGGUCCUCGUUGGAACACAAGAUGCAAUCAGCGCUGCCAACCCCAGAGUGAUCGACGACUCACGGGCCAGAAAGUUGUCAAACGACCUGAAGCGCUGCACGUACUAUGAGACCUGCUCCACCUACGGCCUGAACGUGGAGAGAGUCUUCCAGGAUGUUGCCCAGAAGGUCGUGGCCAUGAGGAAAAAGCAGCAGCUGUCUAUUGGACCAUGCAAAUCUCUCCCUAACUCACCCAGCCAUUCAUCCGUCCCUGCUGCGUCUAUUCCUUCUGUUCACAUUAACCAGGCGGCCAACGGUGGGGGUGCAUUCAGCGACUACUCCUCCUCCGUUCCCUCCACCCCCAGCAUAAGUCAGCGGGAGAUGCGCAUUGAGACCAUAGCUGCCUCCAACACACCCACGCCCAUCCGCAAGCAGUCAAAGCGCCGUUCCAACAUUUUCACAUCACGGAAAGCCAGUGAACAAGCAAAGAGCGUUGACAGUAAAACAGACAGCAUAGGCAGUGGAAGGGCCAUACCUAUCAAACAGGGAAUCCUUCUGAAGCGAAGUGGCAAAUCCCUCAACAAGGAGUGGAAAAAGAAAUAUGUCACACUGUGUGAUAAUGGCGUCCUCACUUACCACCCCAGUUUACAUGACUACAUGCAGAAUGUGCACGGGAAAGAGAUCGACCUGCUGAGGACCACAGUCAAGGUUCCCGGGAAGCGACCACCGAGAGCGGUGGCCACCGUCGCACCCACGGCGAGUCCCAAAACCAACGGGCUGACCAAGGACCGCAGCACCUUGCAGCUGGGCAUAGGAAACACAGGUGCUCCUCACUCCAACAGCAGUACAUCCCUCCAGACGGGCGGGUCGAUAUUCGGUGGCAGUAAAGACGGCAUGCAUCAACGCUCCUUCUCCGUGUCCAGCGCCGACCAGUGGAAUGAAGCCAUCAACACGAGUACAAGCAGCGGAGCCCCCAAUGGCAUGAGCGAUCCAGCGAACUCCAGUGUCGGCAGCGCAACGAGUCCUAAACUUGAGCCGCCUCCUUCUCCUCAUGCCAACCGCAAGAAACACAGACGGAAAAAGAGCACAGGCAUCACAAAGCCAGAUGGCUUAUCUGCAGGCAAUGAAGAGCAAGAGGAUUCCUUUGAGUUCGUCAUUGUGUCGUUGACGGGUCAGACGUGGAACUUUGAAGCAUCCACGUUUGAGGAGAGGGAGCUGUGGGUCCAAGCAGUCGAGAGCCAGAUCUUUGCCAGCCUGCAGUCUUGUGAGAGCAUCAAAAACAAGUCUCGGUUAGGCAGCCAAAGUGAUGCGAUGGCCAUUCAGUCCAUACGGAACGUGAGGGGCAACAGCUUCUGUGUGGACUGUGAUGCACCCAACCCAGACUGGGCCAGUUUGAACCUGGGAGCCCUGAUGUGCAUCGAGUGCUCAGGCAUCCACAGGAACCUGGGUACCCACCUGUCACGUGUCCGCUCCCUGGACCUGGAUGACUGGCCGGUGGAGCUCAGCAUGGUGAUGACUGCCAUUGGAAACGCAAUGGCCAACAGCGUGUGGGAGGGCGCUUUGGAGAACUACAACAAGCCAGGGAGCGACAGCACCAGGGAGGAGAAGGAGCGCUGGAUCCGAGCCAAGUACGAGCAGAAGCUGUUCCUCGUAGGGCUGCCCCAGUCUGACGUGCCCCUGGGGCAGCAGCUGCUUCGGGCGGUGGUGGAGGACGACCUGAGGUUGGUGGUGUUGCUGUUGGCCCACGGCACCAAGGAGGAGGUUAAUGAGACCUACGGGGACGGAGACGGACGCACCGCUCUGCACCUAUCCUGUGCCAUGGCCAAUGUGGUCAUCACGCAGCUGCUCAUCUGGUACGGUGUGGAUGUGAAGAGUCGCGACGCUCGUGGCCAAACGACGCUGUCCUACGCGCGGCGAGCCGGCAGCCAGGAGUGUGCCGACAUCUUACUCCAGCACGGCUGUCCCAACGACACGAGCACGCUGACCUCGGUGCCCACGCCCAACAUGAGCCGCCGCAACCCCAACAUCAACAACAACAACGCCCAGUGUGAGCUCAACCGCAGCAUAAGCAUCAUGUAGGACACUGAAAAAGGAAAGAAAAUCCUGCACCCACCUCUUAUCUCUUCCCUGUACUUCCUCCUGUUUCACACUGUGUAACCCAGCAUAGGCAGCAGUGGAGAGACGAGGGAUGGACCGUUGUUAAUAUUCCACUAUGCUGAAAAUAAGUGGGGUCUGUGAGGUUUCGGACAUUGUAAAUUGUUUGUUUUAUAUUAUUGUUUUUUUUUUUAAUUGUUUUGUUAAAACUCAUUCAAUCUUGAUCGGGAAAGAUCAUGAUCAGCUUUAAGCUUUGUGUUUCUUAAGCGUCAACCAAACAAAUGACAUACUUAGGCAUUCAUACCUACGCUACGAAAAGCAUUUCCUUAAUGCUUGAACAUUUCCUUUUAUGUCUCGCCACCCCCCCCCCCCCCCCCCCCCGCCACCCCCCCGCAACGUGAGCUGAUUUCAUAAUGAGCGUGAAUGAGAAACUUCCUCGAAAUUUUCAAUCCUCGGCAUAAUAACGUGAAACUGUGACGAAUCGUUGCAGAAGUGACAAAACACUGAUGUGGGGGGGAAAAAAGACACUAAAUCUACCAUAAUAUCAAUGGCUGUUCGAGCUUUUAGUAAAUGAUGCAUGUCGUCGACACAGCCAUCAAACUCUUGACAUACUAUUCAUAUACAAAGGCAAAGCAAUAAUAGCUGAAGAGUCCAAAUGAUUCUGAUAUUUAAUUCAAAGGAAAGGGAGCUUGGUUCGUCGUAAAGAUGUUGAUUGUAGAAUCCCUGUGCAGAGAAAGUGAGUCCUUUCCUUAGCCACCCUUAUCAUGAUCCUCCAGUAAAAAUGUACACGACUAUAAAGGAAUUAAGGGGCAUAAUAUUUUACGACCAUUGAGCCACGCGGCUUUGUGAGCGUGGCUCUUCAAUCAGAAUUCAUUCAAAUUCAAGGGUUUGAUUGAAACAGUGAAAUUGCACCAUUAUCAUGUCUUUGUUGGAGUGAUUCUUCCAUUGACUAGAUUGUGUUGACAUUGUUCCACGUAGAUUUGUGCAAUUUGGAAUAUCCAUUCACCAUCUCCUGUGGCCAAAGGCUGUAAAAAUGUUAACCCGGAGUGCAUUUCCUCUGAUAUUGCUGUGAAAUCCAUACAAAGGUACUACGUGUGUGUGUGUGUGUGUGCAACACCUGUGUGCUUUACGUCUUCGUCUGUGUGUGCAGCAGAGAGCGACCGGAUAUUUCUGUUAAUAAACGUUGGGAGGAAGGACACUGUGGAGCAAAGAUGCUACAGUGAAGAUCUGGGAACAGAACUGUGUUUUAAUGUACAGUAAAAAAAAAAAGUAAAAAAAAAAAAAAAAGAGUGGAAAAAAAAGUAGUUCUUGUUCCAUUACCUUUUUCCUUACGAGAACAGUUUUAAUUUACACUAGACUGUUAGAGUUAAUAUGAAAAAUGCCCUUCGUCUGUGACUUAACCCUAUAAAUCCGUCCUUAUCCAGUAACAGUCGGCCUAAAAGCAGGGAGUCAACAAAAGGCAUUCAAGUGACUGAAGCUGGAGAGGGAGAAUAAUAAAGGUAAUUAGUUGGAUUCUCUUUGCGUCGUUCUAAAUAUUCCACAGACAUCAUAACCUCAUCGAUUGUGCAGUGACUUCAGCGGUCACAUUCAGCCGCUAUUUUAAAAGAUUUGAAGCUGUCUUGAUUUUAUGGGUUUACAAAUGCCGGAUGUGUGUUUACAGAGCAAGUUAUGAACUUGGUACCUUACAUUUAAUUUUGUCGUCGCUUUACGAUGUUUUUUGUUGUUCACAGACUAGGAGGAUAGUGAGUAGGUGCUUCAUAGUACGGACAUCUGUGCAUUUAUGAACAAUUAAAAAGUAAAAGUUUGACACUUUGUGAGAUCAUGUUUAUUUGCUUAUUUUCUGAAGAGUUGGGUCAGAGGGCGAACGGUCCUCUCGCGUCCGCAUUCUGCUUUACGUAUGGAGACGAAUGGCUUAGUCGAGCCAUUUUUAACGCUUUUUCAUGACUUAUUAUUGUGUAUGCUUUCAGACAAAGAUACAUUAGCUUCAAACAAGGUGUUUCAUUAUGUUUCUGCUGCCUACGCUGAGACGCCGUCCUCCUGACUCCUCACAGAAGAGAAGCAAAUAAACAUCAUUUACUGACGUGUCAAAAAAUAUUAAAACAUCACACGCAAACAACCACCAAUUCAACCAGGUACCUGUACUCUACUGUCGUACUGGCCUUUACUUGACCAACUUAUUUUAAGUCCACAGAUUAUUAAAAGAAGAUUAAUGUGUACAGUGAACUGAACCUUUAUUUACAAACAGUACUGUAGACGCUGAAAAAAAAAAAACCCUCUUAAAACUGCCCGUUUUUCCCCCCCAAAACUCACCAUGACGUGUACAUAUUAGCUUAACGCCUUUUAUCUUAAAGACAAGCUCAAGUUAGAGAAACAAACUGAACUGGUUUUUGGUCCUCUUGACUUAUGAACCGAUGUUUUUUAAUAUGUUGCUUUUGUUUCUCCUUCGGCUUCUUUUUUAAGGUACUUUUGUUUGGUCUCGAUGUUAACUGACCAUCCACGGUACUUGUGUAUAAUGAUGUACAUUUGACAUAUUUAUAAUGCAGUAUGUAAAUAUAUUUUUUUUGGUUCUGUUUUUGUUUUUUUUGUUUGUUUUUUUUUGUUCCAAGUUCAUUUUUCCUAUUGUAAUUCCUUUUACGCUGAGGACGUGAAACAAAGCAAAAAGCUAAAGAGUAAUUUGUUGUAUGCUUGGAUGCUUGGCUGACUGUUGACCUAUUAAUAAACACUCAACAAUGUAGCCUUCCCUGGAUUUAGGGGAAUCAACGCA
This is a messenger RNA of Solea solea (common sole), 7293 nucleotides long. It is a transcript of the gene agap3, whose product is annotated as ArfGAP with GTPase domain, ankyrin repeat and PH domain 3. The record is from RefSeq and is a predicted model, not a curated record. The transcript is spliced from 18 exons. Gene Ontology annotation, cellular component: nucleus. Gene Ontology annotation, molecular function: GTPase activator activity; protein binding; GTP binding. NCBI's taxonomy places the organism in Eukaryota, Metazoa, Chordata, Actinopteri, Pleuronectiformes, Soleidae. The coding region runs from base 492 to 4514 and encodes 1340 amino acids.